Molecule: messenger RNA, 2140 nt
Organism: Ananas comosus (pineapple)
Lineage: Eukaryota; Viridiplantae; Streptophyta; Magnoliopsida; Poales; Bromeliaceae
Product: adenine DNA glycosylase
Exons: 7
Coding region: 139-1614 (491 amino acids)
Biological process (GO): base-excision repair; mismatch repair
Cellular component (GO): nucleus
Molecular function (GO): oxidized purine DNA binding; purine-specific mismatch base pair DNA N-glycosylase activity; 8-oxo-7,8-dihydroguanine DNA N-glycosylase activity
Source: RefSeq, a predicted model, not a curated record
AAAAAAUAGAGGAAAAAUAAUGGGGAAGAAGACGGAUGCAAAGGGGCUGGGCCGUCGUAAUGGGCCGGACUCGAUGAGGAUCGGCCCAAUUACGGUUCAUAAAAGGAGACCCGGAGGUCCAACGAUCGCACAACUCGCAUGAGCGCUUGGCCUCUCGCCCUCCCAUUCGACCAAUCCCUAACCCUGAAAAUGGCGGGGAAAACCCUAAUCCCAAAUUCAAACGUCCCAAGCCCUUCCUCGUUCUCGAUUUCACCGGCCAUGGAGGCGAUGGCGGAGAACCCGAAGAGGCGACCGCGCCGCCGCCGUGCGGCGGCGGCGGCGGCGGCGGGAGAGCCCGGGGCUGGCGCUGCCGUAGCCGCAACCGCCGUUGAAGAUAUGGAGGAUUUUGCGAAGGGCGAAGCGGAGAGCUUGAGGGCGUCGCUGCUCCGGUGGUACGACGAGCACCGGCGAUCGCUGCCGUGGCGAGCGGCGAGCGGCGUGGACGAGGCGGAGAGGGCGUACGCGGUGUGGGUGUCGGAGGUGAUGCUGCAGCAGACCAGGGUGGCGGUCGUGGUGGAUUACUACAACAGGUGGAUGAAGAGGUGGCCCACCCUCCGCCGCCUCGCCUCCGCCUCGCAAGAGGAAGUGAACGAGAUGUGGGCUGGUUUGGGGUACUACAGAAGGGCGCGCUUUCUAUUAGAGGGGGCCAAGUGUAUCGUUGAUAAAGGGGAGUUUCCUCGAACAGCUUCUGCGCUUCGUAGGGUUCCAGGAAUUGGAAAUUACACUGCAGGGGCUAUUGCUUCUAUAGCUUUUAAUGAGGCUGCUCCUGUUGUUGAUGGGAAUGUAGUGAGAGUGAUCAGUAGGCUUAAAGCCAUCUCUGCGAACCCCAAAGAAACUGCAACUGUGAAGAGGUUUUGGAAGCUAGCUGGCCAGUUGGUUGAUCCUUUGAGACCGGGAGACUUCAAUCAAGCCAUAAUGGAACUUGGCGCAACCUUAUGCAGCCGAACAAACCCCGGUUGCUCUUCAUGCCCUAUUUCUAAACAGUGCAAGGCGCUCUCACUCUCCAAAGAUACUAAAUCAGUAGAAGUUACAGAUUUCCCAGCAAAAGUUUUAAAGGCAAAACAACGCCAUGAUUUUGCUGCUGUUUGUGUUGUUCAAAUCAUGCAAGGCGCGGACGAGAACCAUGUCUUUCUUCUAGUGAAGAGGCCAGAAGAAGGACUGCUCGCAGGGCUUUGGGAAUUCCCAUCUGUUCCACUAGAUGAAGAUAAAGUCGAUGUUGGCUUAAGGAGAAAAGAAAUGGAUAAGUAUUUGAAGAAGUCGUUUAAUCUUGAUAUUAGAAGGAACUGCAAGGUGGUCUCUAGAGAGGAUGUUGGCGAGUAUGUGCACAUUUUCUCUCACAUUCGACUGCGCAUGUAUGUUGAGCUGAUGAUUUUGACUAUUGAAGGUAAUUUGGAUAAAUUGGCCAAAAGUGAGGAGCAAUGCAAAUUAACAUGGAAAUUCUUUGAUGUAAGUUCGAUUGAGACCAUGGGAUUGACAUCUGGAGUACGAAAGGUUUACAAUAUGAUUAAGGGUAUCAAGGAGAAAAAGUUAUCACAUCCUACAAGAGGAACAAGGAAAAGGAUCAAAAGCCUAUAGUCAUAUGAGCCGUGAAUGAUCGAAGAUGUUACAAGGAUACCACUUAAUGAGUUGCUUACUUUGCCCAGUAGUUUCGUCGGUUAAGUAAAUUAUUAAAUCUUGAUCAACUUAUAGGAGUUGUGCUAAAUUAACUUGAACCGUGUUCUUCGUGAGUUGUGCCCAAUUUUGAAUCAGCAUAUUGAGAUAACCUGCGAAAGCAAUAUGAUAUUUCUCAGCUCAGGAGCUACAUGUUGUUCGCUAUCGCAGGGCUCUGAACCGAAAUGGUGUGAUGCGCUGUUAUCGAUUCCUCAGUGCCAGUGGAGCUGCUUCUAGGAGCAGCAUUGGACAACAGUUGGAGAUUUUUUGCUAUGUUAGGAAGCCAAAUGUAGUCCUGGGCCACAUUUUGUAAAGACAUGAGAGCAUACUGGUGAAAGAUGUUUCAGGAUUAUAGUCCUAUAAAUUGCUGUUUAGAUUUGUAAUUUUUAUGUACAGGUUUUGUGAAAGUUGGAUAUUGAAUGACAAAGUGAAAAAAAAAAGAUUUUUUUUA